This is a messenger RNA of Cylicostephanus goldi, 1056 nucleotides long. The record is from the annotation of a GenBank genome assembly. NCBI's taxonomy places the organism in Eukaryota, Metazoa, Nematoda, Chromadorea, Rhabditida, Strongylidae.
AUGGUGGAGAUUCUGUGGGAUCAGCAUCCGACCUGCGCGGACGCGCAGUGGUGGGUGGAUGAAGAUAGUGAACAGGAUGAACAGCGAAUGGUUGCACGACGACGUUUCAGCUAUGAAAAUAUCGAUGGAGUAGGCGAUGAUGCAAGCAGCGACAGCCGCGGGCGCACGGAUCACGACAGUACUGAUGAAAUUAGUAAGAAUGAAGAGGAGUCAUCUUUCGACGAGUUUAACGGAGAUUGUGAGUCUUCGCAGCACACCGAUGUAGCGGGUGCCAGUGAUGAUGAUGGCACUGGUAGUCGACCACUUCUCGAGGAUGAUGCUCUUGAUGAUGACGAAGAAGAAAUCUUCGACGGGCUUUCCUCAUCACAAGAACAGCAGCUCCAGGAUGCCACCAAAUCGUUGUUCAUAAAUGCCGACUUUGACGCUGUUGCUUCGCGGAGAAAUACAAAUCCUUUUCUUGUAUCUGCUUCGGAUGAAACUCCCAAGAUUUCCCCGAUAAUGGAACAGCCUAUGCCUCCUGUUACUGUAACUUCGACAUGGAUCGGUAAGGAGAAUGCUACGGUUGCUCCAGGAUUUGUCGAAGUGCAGCCAACAUACUUCCCACCUAGGUUCGUUCCUCCACCUCCCAAUCCCGUUAGCUAUACAUAUGCUCCCGCUACUCUUCCGCGCCAGUCAACUCCAUUAACAGCAGCACCCCGUACUGUACCGAGGCUACCCAUCCCCAUGGACACCAUGUUAAUGGACUCAUCUCGAACAAUGCCCUCUGUACCUGUAAUCCCUACACAACCUGUGAUUUCUCAUUCGUUUUAUCAGACGCCUGCGUCGAUACAUGUACCAGCACCUGGUCCUAUCUUCACAAAUGUCCCUUCCACUUUUGUUGAACCGGCUCCUCCUCCGCCCAUCCCUCUCAAGCCUUCCUUCCCCGCCUUUAGCGAACAUACUGAGGACUUGAAACCAAAUCCUCCUUGCACAGUCAAAAGCGUCGUUCCCGAUUUCAUUGAAGGUCCCAAAACACCGAAGCCGAAGAAGAGCAAGGAGAAAGACAAGAAACGGUGA